This is a messenger RNA of Coregonus sp. 'balchen', 7794 nucleotides long. Lineage: Eukaryota; Metazoa; Chordata; Actinopteri; Salmoniformes; Salmonidae. The record is from the annotation of a GenBank genome assembly.
AUGUCCAGUUUAUCCCUGACCAGUCAAGAAUCUAGUGUCCAGCAGCCGACCUGUGACUCCGAGGAGGAUGCAGUGGAUGUGGGGAUGCACACCUUCAACUACACCCAUAUGAGAAAGGCAUUUCAGCUGAUGAAUGACUUAAGGAGGUGGGUUGGUUUCACCCUUGCCAGGACACAGACGAGUGAAUUUCUUAAAUACACUAAAGUCUGGAAAUGGACCUCAAGUCCUCUACAAGCCGGAAUGUUGAAAACAAUUAGAUUUGAUACAGUGUGAGCAGAUAGCGCUGUUGGCUAGAGCACACCUAUAGCCUACAUGAUAAGAUUAUUAUGGACAAAAGAGCAAUACUUUUUAUUUGUCAAAUGGUAGCCAAGCAUCGAUGAUCAUGUCACCAGAAUAAGACCCUUGAUAGUUAUUGGAAAGGGGCGUCAAGCUCGUCACCUUGCACUUUCACCACCCUGUGAAGUUCAUCAUAACUUGUUUUAAUGUCACAUGCACAAGUACAGUAAAAAGCCUUUCUUGCAAGCUCUAAAACCAACAAUGCAGUAAUCAUAGUUUAUUUAAUCUGUAGCCAAAUAAACUGCAUGCUUUCCCAAGGAGUCAUAGUGGGAGGACCACACAACAUGUCAUUGCGGGAUUCCAAGUUUACUUUGAUAUGAUGGUUAUUAUAUCAAUAUUCGCUCAUAAAAGCAUUUCCAUCUACAUUUCUCACAUAAUUCAUUUUACAGACACAAAAAUAUACCACCUUCUCUAGCAUAUGUUGUUUUGUCAACAUUUGGAAGGUUUAUGGAAACAUUUAAUGUUUCCAUCAGGCCUGUCAUGACAUUUUUGAUCUGACACAUACUUUACUCACAUAAAAAGGUUGGAUGGACACCUGGUUAGUGAGUAAGACACAAGGAAUCGUUAGAAAUAGUUAAAAGCCACCCACGGAACCACCACAGCCCACGCCAAUCCCAACCCAACAACGAGUAUACAGUAUCAGUUCUCUAUGUCUGAUAAGUAGUAAGGAGCAGCGGCUCAGAGUAUUGUUUCUUCAUCCUAUGUAACGUAUUCUCAGUGAAUUUGAUGAUGUUUUUUCCCCUCUGUUCAGUGAAAUUUGUAAUUGAAGUUGUUAGGUUUAUGUCCCGUCCUACAUCCUGAAGUUAUCCGGUUCUGAACAAUAGAUGGUGCUGUUCCUGCAAUUAGGUGUUUUUCUUGUGUGGAAUCUGUAUACUUGGUGUUGGGGUGGGAUUGGUGUGGGGUCUUAUGUUUCUUAGUGCAGAAUCGAUUUCAGAACAAUCUGAGAUGAUGGGUGUCAUGGCUUGCUUUGCUGCAAAGCCGUCGUGUUCUUUUGUUUUAGCUAGUUCCAUAGUAUCCCCUUUUUCCAUCACUGAAAAUAAGCCAUGUAAUGUCAUUUGUAAGAUGUCGAUAAUAUAACCUAGUCAUUAUACACAGUAAUAGCCUACACAUGAUACAUAACAGCCUAUUCUUGGCACAGAGUAGCCAACAUAGUCCCCUGUAGCUCAGUUGGUAGAGCAUGGCGCUUGCAACGCCAGGGUUGUGGGUUCGUUUCCCACGGGGGGCCAGUAUGAAAAUGUAUGCACUCACUAACUGUAAGUCGCUCUGGAUAAGAGCGUCUGCUAAAUGACUAAAAUGUAAAAUGUACUGUGCAAUGACCUAAUACAAUGACCUUGGCACACAGCGGGAGCACUUAUACAUCCAGUUGACCGUUAUUAAGAAAUCAUCAAUAUGAUGAUUUUGGAAAACACUGUUCAACAAAAGCCAACCUUUCUCAUCUUUUGUGUUUACAGUAAGAAAAUGCUGUGCGACGUUCUGUUGGUGGCGGGAAACAUAGAGGUGCCAGCUCACAAGUUGGUGCUAGCCUCCUGCAGCCCCUACUUCUGUGCCAUGUUCACAGGUAUUAUUACACUUCAUAUAGUUCAAGGUAAAUAGUGUAGUGUAUACAUUUGUGUGUAUAGGUUACAUUUGUCAUCAUUGUAAAAGUAAUGGGUCAAGUGAAAAAUGUUGUAAAAGUGAGGCCCGCUUUAUUGCAACAGUGAGAUGAUUGGUUUCCUCUUGUCACAUAACCUUCUCAAGUGGUUUCUCUCACUGUGUGUGGGGGUGGACAGGGGACAUGAGUGAGAGCAAAGCCCAGCAGGUGGAGAUCAGGGAAGUGGAUGGCCAGACACUUAGGAAGCUGGUGGACUAUAUCUAUACAGCUGAGAUUGAAGUAACAGAGGACAACGUUCAGGUGAGCUACAGCUGUACCAAGUUCAACUGCAUACAGCAUUGGAGUCCAUGGAUCCUUUCAUGUUGCUUUGGUAUUCCUUCAUUCAAAAUUACUGACUUUUUAAGUGGCAGAGAGUUGUCUCCACCUACCCGGGCCUUUCCCUUUCUCCUGUAUUGACAGUCUGCUCCUUCCUUGCUGGCGAGGCCAGGGUUUCAGCAGGCAGGGCAUUUCCUGUUAUUAUUAGCUCAGGAAAUGUGCAUAGAGCGAGGGGAAAUCCUCUCAGUGUUUGCAACAUGCCUGCUUGGAUGUGUGUGUGUGUGUGUGUGUGUGUGUGUGUGUUUUUCAGUAUGGCAUCCAAGCCAAGUAAGACUGGAUCAUUUUUCAUUGUGUGUGUGUGUGUGGUGCUACAGUACUUUCCGUGUGGGCUCUCUCAGAAUGUGUGGGCCACAGCUGCAGAAAACACCCACUAUAAUAGUCAGCCUGUAGCUCCCUGUUCACACCUAAGGGUAACAGGCAAACAAUGAAUAAUCACAGGACUUUUCAAAGGAGAGCUAAGUGACCUAGUUUCUGUGUGUCUGCACUGCGUGGGGAUGUGGGCAAAUGGGAGCUCUGGGCUGCAUGUUAAAGCACACAAUAGUACCAAAAGACUGGCAGGCUGGAGGCUAAUAAACCAGAGAAGCCAAAUGGCUCCUUUAGAAUUGACCACCAUGUACCACCAGUACAUAUUCUUCCAGUUGUCCGGCUAUAGUCUGAGAAACAGCCAGGGAUGCAGAGUUCUCCUGUAAUCCCUGCUGUCCCUGUUUUGGGGUUCUCCCAGUUUAAGCCCUUAUCCUAGUAAAUAUUUGUCUGUUUCCGGCCCUUUGUCCAUACUGAGUCUGGCCUCUGUUUCGGUUGGCUUCUACUUUGGGAUUAACUCUAACUCUGGAAUUAAUUUGGAAUGAGUCUGCCUCCAAUAGAUUCUUCAAACCAUUCAAUAAUAUUAAAAUCCUCUGAGUUUUAAUUGAAAACAUGGAGAUUUGCUUGGCAUUAGAAAAUCAAGCACAAUGAGAUUUGUUCCCUGCUGCUGUGUAUUCUAUUAGUUGUCCUGAUGAUAUAGUGGUCUGUUUCUUUUAUGGGGCCUGCACUCUCUUUUCUCUCUCUCCCUUUGUGGGUUGCUUGGAUAGUGUCUCCUGCUGUGUGUUCUGAUCUACGGUGUGUCUCUGUAGGUACUCCUGCCUGCAGCCAGUCUCCUGCAGCUGAUGGACGUGAGGCAGUUGUGCUGUGAGUUCCUGCAGAGCCAGCUGCACCCCACCAACUGUCUGGGCAUCCGAGCCUUUGCUGACCUCCACACCUGCACACAGCUCCUCAACCAGUCCCAUGCCUAUGCUGGUGAGUGGACCCCCACCUCACUUCUAGGAUUCACCAGGGAGAAGGUGUGGGAAUAGGGGAGGGGAUGGAGAAACUGGCCUCUGUCUUGGUCAGAUGGCAGUUAAAAAGCAUACUGCAGGAAGGGUUGUGACAACCAGAAUCUCGAUACUCGAUUUUCCAUGGCAAAAAUGAAAACAAGGCACAGACCGAACUCUUUGGAUCUUCAAAAACCUGCUUUAUGUCAAAUAUUGUGUGCUAUAGCUUGAAAACGAAACAGAUGUAACACAGGAUGACAACAUAAUGAUGUUUGUUUCCGCUUCAGGUUUUCUUUCCUUACCAUACUUCUUUUGAGUAUUGUGAUACUCGUUUCGUCAUAAUCCUAUACUGCAUAAAGUUGGCAUUUAUGAUAGGCUACUUUCUACCACUGUAAUCCUUGGGCGGGACACCUAAGCAUUUUUCCCGGUCGCCUAAGCCCAAAUUGUAAUUUAUUAUAAUAAUAAAUUUUUUGACAAUACAUUUUCGGGAUAGAAAAACGCUUUAAGUGUAAACUCGAAUGACAAAAACCAGAUAUAAAGUAUGUAGAAAAAAUAAUGGCCCUAUACAUUUUUUAAUAAUGUAAUCUUUGAGAACUAUCAAUCACCAAAAUAAAAGCUUGACAGAGAGAACUGAAAAUUCCAAAAACAAUGAAUUUAGCAGUAUUCAUUUUGUUAUUAUGUUUGAGCAGAAUAACACAACAUUAUCCAUGGCAGAAUAUGUAGAAUUACAGGAAAUGUGCUUUAAAACUGCUAAAUUUUCUCUCGACUACAUGGCAAAAUGUGUAGAAUUGCAGGAAAUUCGCUUUAAAACUGCAAAAUCAAUUCUAAGCUCCAUGGAGAAAUGUGUGGAAUUUCAAAAAAUUCUCUACAGUGCUAAGAUGGGGGGGCCUCUAACAUUUUCUCAAAGAUGUAGCCGUGCCGACAGCCGACCGCGCUCAUUGCCAUGCCCCCCAUCAUGCCCACCACCUAAGCCCAUUUUUGAUCCAGAAAAAACCCUGAGGAAGUUCUUGAUUAAGACUACUGUUAGAAGAUAUUAUCCUGGUCCUGUUUUGCAUGGACAUUCUUCUGCCCAAGCCCAGUAUCCCAGCUAGCUGUCAAGACUGAGUAUAUCAAAUUUGACCUUACAUUGUGUAGAUGUGGUAAACUGCUGGAGCUUGCUGGCCAUAUGCUGAUAACCUUUGCCAUUUCUCAGGUGUGUAACGGACUGUGAGAAGCCUAGUUGUAUAGCUUAACCAUGUGCUUGUGUUUGUUUAACAGAGCAGCAUUUCUCCGAGGUGAUGCUGGGAGAGGAGUUCAUGGGCCUGUCUCUACAGCAGGUGUAUAGUCUAAUCUCCAGUGACAAACUCACCGUGUCCACAGAGGAGAAGGUAGGCCAGCCACCAGAACACCCCAAACCAACCCCAAACUUCCCUCUGCUUCUGUUCUGUUCAGUCACACACUGCAGGCACCUAUCUUAUCCUAUCCUUUGAAGAGUACCUUACUUCCCAUUACUACGCAAGACAAGUGCAUUCCAGGAACUCCACUCUCUGUGCUAUGAACAAGCUCAAUAGAGCUCAGGCUCUCAAGUUCUCUCCUCCUGGUCUUACUCAGAUGACACUCACCAUAACAACAGACUCCCCAUGACUCACUCCUGCUGUAGUAGAGGACAGCCAUGUCACAAACGGCCUGGUCCCCGUCCUAGAGUGACUUACCACAGAGGGAGAGAGAGCUGAGCUGCUUGUGCCAGUGCUGACCCACCACUCCAGGCAUCAUGCUCCACUUGCUAAUGUGCUUACAAAGCAAAGCCAACCCACAUGUACCGUACCUUGUAAAAGUAUUCAUCCCCCUUGCCAUUUUUCCUAUUUUGUUGCAUUACAACCUGUAAUUUAAAUUGAUUUUUAUUUGGAUUUCAUGUAAUGGACAUACACAAAAUAGUCCAAAUUGGUGAAGUGAAAUGAAAAAAAUGACUUGUUUCAAAAAAUCUAAAUAAAAAAAAGUCCACCUGUGUGCAAUCUUUAAGUGUCACAUGAUCUGUCACAUGAUCUCAGUAUAUAGACACCUGUUCUGAAAGGCCCCAGAGUCUGCAACACCACUAAGCAAGGGUCACCACCAAGCAAGCGGCACCAUGAAGACCAAGGAGCUCUCCAAACAGGUCAGGGACAAAGUUGUGGAGAAGUACAGAUCAGGGUUGUGUUAUAAAAAAAUAUCAGAAACUUUGAACAUCCCACGGAGCACCAUUUAAAAUCCAUUAUUAAAAACUGGAAAGAAUAUGGCACCACAACAAACCUGCCAAGAGAGGGCCGCCCACCAAAACUCACGGACCAGGCAAGGAGGGCAUUAAUCAGAGAGGCAACAAAGAGACCAAAGAUAACCCUGAAGGAGCUCCAAAGCUCCACAGCGGAGAUUAGAGUAUCUGUCCAUAGGACUACUUUAAGCCGUACACUCCACAGAGCUGGCCUUUACGGAAGAGUGGCCAGAAAAAAGCCAUUGCUUAAAGAAAAAAAUAAGCAAACACGUUUGGUGUUUGCCAAAAGCCAUGUGGGAGACUCCCCAAACAUAUGGAAGAAUGUACUCUGGUCAGAUGAGACUACAAUUGAGCUUUUUGGCCAUCAAGGAAAAAUAUAUGUCUGGCGCAAACCCAACACCUCUCAUCACCCCGAGAACACCAUGUUUUUCAUCGGCAGGGACUGGGAAACUGGUCAGAAUUUGAAGGAAUGAUGGAUGGUGACCCUAAACAUACUGCUAAAGCAACACUUGAGUGGUUUAAGGGGAAACAUCUAAAUGUCUUGGAAUUGCCUAGUCAAAGCCCAGACCUCAUUCCAAUUGAGAAUCUGUGGUAUGACUUAAAGAUUGCUGUACACCAGCGGAACCCAUCCAACUUGAAGGAGCUGGAGCAGUUUUGCCUUGAAGAAUGGGCAAAACUCCCAGUGGCUAGAUGUGCCAAGCUUAUAGAGACAUACCCCAAGAGACUUGCAGCUGUAAUUGCUGCAAAAGGUGGCUCUACAAAGUAUUGGGGGGGUGAAUAGUUAUGCAAGCUCAAGUUUUCUGUUUUUUUGUCUUAUUUCUUGUUUGUUUCACACAAAACAAUAUUUUGCAUCUUCAAAGUGGUAGGCAUGUUGUGUAAAUCAAAUGAUACAACCCCCCCCAAAAAAAUCCAUUUUAAUUCCAGGUUGUAAGGCAACAAAAUAUGAAAAAUGCCAAGGGGGGUGAAUACUUUCGCAAGCCACUGUACACACCAACAUGACACCAGCCCUGUUUCUAAUGUCUCUGCCCCCGUCUCCUGUCUCUCCAAUCAUGGCUCUGAUCCUAUCUAUCUUCAGGGAAUGGAGCAGGUUGGAUGAGCUAGAGAGAGAGAGAUGGCAGAUGGCUGUCUGUCUGUUCAGUUAAAGGAGGGGAGUCACAGCACUGGUUAGAUCGAGUUCUUGUCUCCCCCUCCCCCCCGGUAAAUUUAAUUAACUCUUUGUGUUCUCUCCUCAGGUGUUUGAGGCCAUGGUUGCGUGGAUAAAGCACAACAAGGAAGCUCGUCUGGAGCACAUGCCAAAGCUGAUGGAGCACGUUCGUUUGCCACUACUGUCCAGAGAUUACCUGGUGCAGGUGGGUUACACUCAUCACCACCAUUCAUCUUGUUUUUUUCACAUAGCAUUAAUAAUUAAUCAAGCUCCCAAAUUAUCCAGCAUAGAAAUCAUACUGUGAUAUGUGAAAACUUGCGUAAUUGUUUUAUUCCAGACGGUGAACUAUAUAUUGUACAUAUCGUGCUUGUUUCAUGUGGCUCUAUUGUGCUCCUGUCUGCACUUUGUGUGUGCUCACUGUGCUGUGUCCCGUGGAGUAGAUAGUGGAGGAGGAGGCCUUGAUAAAAAACAACAACAUCUGCAAGGACUUCCUGAUAGAGGCCAUGAAGUACCACCUCCUGCCCGCUGAUCAGCGCCACCUCAUCAAGACUGACCGUACACGCCCACGCACGCCUAUCAGCCUGCCCAAGGUCAGACAACACGCAUAUGCAUGCACGCACGCAUACACACACACACGUACAGACACACACACCGUCAUUUAUACCCUGAAACUGUUACAUGUAGCUAAAUAGGAGCCCUCUUUUGUGUGUGUGUGUGUUAGGUGAUGAUAGUGGUGGGUGGGCAGGCUCCUAAAGCCAUCCGCAGUGUGGAGUGCUAUGACUUCCUGGAGGACCGCUGGUACCAGGUUGCUGACCUGCCAUCCAGACGCUGUCGAGCA